This is a messenger RNA of Scheffersomyces stipitis CBS 6054, 2250 nucleotides long. RefSeq names its product Utp8p (gene UTP8). NCBI's taxonomy places the organism in Eukaryota, Fungi, Ascomycota, Pichiomycetes, Serinales, Debaryomycetaceae. The transcript has 2 exons. The coding region runs from base 6 to 2207 and encodes 733 amino acids. The record is from RefSeq and is a predicted model, not a curated record.
UCAAAAUGAGUGUAGUUGUGCCCAGCUUGAGCUACAACUAUCCGUUGUCGACUCUACCAAGAACGUCGGACUUGAAGCUCCACGAGAAGGUGGUUAUUCCUGCAAUCUCGUCUGCAGAGCCAGAUUCAAUAGACGUAGGCAUUUCCAAGUCCAUCAUUUCUUCCUACAUCAUCAGACCCACACCUAAAUUGAUAUGGUCAUAUGCAUUAAGUCCGGUUACUAUUGUCGAUUGUAUGGCAGUAUGCGAGAAAGAAAACAACAAGCUUUACAUUGUUGGUGUCACAGAAAGAAGAAAGCACAAGCUUCUUUUGCUCAACAGAUCCUUGACAGGAAGCGCUGAAGAUUCCACCACAGAAACCAUGGAAUUAAAGCUCGAAGAAAGACUCAAAGAUGUCAAGAUUUUCAAUGAUGGCGCGUUGAUUGUAGCUGUCUACGAAAGCGGAAGUAUAGACAUGUUCAAAACAGAAGCCAACAGUUUGGUAUCUACGGUAGUGGAGCCAAUUACCAAAAAAUCCAAGAAUGCCCCAAAGCUUCUCCACAGUCAAUUCAUAGACGAUCUCUCCAUUACAGACCGUAAGAAUUUUGUAGUGUUGGCUUUCCACGACAAAACCCAUUUGCAUUUCAAACUUGUCGCUCUCAACAUCGCAAGUUCCAGCUUUUUCGAAGUGAACUCGGCAAAGAUAGAAGUUGCUGACCCAGCCUCCUCCAAGAUUGCAUAUGCAGCCGGAUUCUUGUACCACUUGAAUCCAGCUGCUAAGGAAAUUACUUCAUACACCAUCCCAACUUUUAACUCACAAAGAACCAUAUCUGUGAGAGCCUUGUUCCCCGACACUUUCCAAGCAGAAGAAGUAUCUUUCUUCUCCCCUAGCAUCGACAGAGUCUUGCUUUCUGUUGCCAACAAGAUCCACUUGAUAAAUUUCAAAUUCUCUUGUCUUUUGGACACCUUUGAAUCCCCCAAUCCAGACAAAGUAUUGAUUAACCAAGUUGUAAAAGUCAAGGGAUCAGGUAGAGAUACCAAAUCAUUGGCUGUGUAUUUGUACUUGAAAAAUAAAGACAACAAUGUCUACUUGAAUGUAAUCAACAUCGAUGUUGGUUUGAACAUUUUGAGUGAGUGUCUCGGAAAGAGCAUUGACAAGAAUUCCAAUGAAGACUUCUUUAAAGGCUUGGUAGACUUGGCCAAACAGGAUUUCGAAACUGAAUCAGAACUGUUGUCUCAGGAAUUAGGUGAAGUUUUCCACCAUUUACAAGAGGCAAAGAGAACCAGAGAUUUCAACAAGUGGGAAAGAAUACUAAUUCCAUACUUAAAGAACGAGGAUUGGGAUGUUAUCAAAAAGUCGUUGAAGAGCAAGAAGAAGACCUCAGAAAAGGUAUACAAAUUCAAAGAAUUCGAAGUAGAAAGUGAUCGCGCUGUCGAUGUAAACUUUGUCACCAAGGUGUUGCUGUUAAUUUUCAAGAUCAACACUUCCAAGGUGGUUGAAUUUGCCGAUCCGGAAUUCAUCCCUGAGCACACCUUGAUCUACUUGCUAACGAACCCUAUUUUCCCUGUAGAGUACACUCGUGGCUUGUUGAAGUUAUUCAGUCGUUCAGAACAGGUUACUUUGUUAAGACAAGCUAUCAUCACAUGUCCAAACUUGACUAUACAUGAGCUUCUCUUGCAACUAUUCAGUUCUCACAAUGAUGAAGUAAUUUUCCUGGACUUGAUCAACCGUUUGAUUGGAGUUUUUGCAACUGUGGAUAUCAAUAAGGAGUUCAAGAAGUUGUUACAGAACGAAGAAUCAAGCGUAAACUUGAACGACCUCUUGAACAGAUUGUUGCAAGUCAAAAAUAACCACAAAAGCUGGAAUCUCAUUGAGAUUACCAUCGACGCUGGGGGAUUGUUCAACUGGCUGUUGGAUACUAUCGAGAAGUUGAACGAGUUGAUAGAAACCAAAGUACAUGCCUUGAUGGAGAAUAGCUACAACUUGACCUUGACCAACCAAGUGUUGUUGUUCAACGAGCCAGCGUCGAAGAAGAAGUCCAAGAAGAAGUCCAAACCCACAGGCAAGUCUGUGACUGAUGAUAUCGUUUCGAACAACGUUCAACAGCACUCGCAAUUGGAAUCUAUUAUCUCAGUAAAGAAUGGUGCUAAGAACAAACGCUUGGAUGACCCCAGCAUCGAGAUUUCGAAGAAGUACCCUAACUACACAGUGGACAGACUUUUGUUGUAAGUAGCAUAAUGAAGAUCAUAUAGAGAAAUACCACAUGUACAAU